Messenger RNA from Pieris rapae (cabbage white), 3278 nucleotides. It is a transcript of the gene Sap130, whose product is annotated as mucin-5AC. The record is from RefSeq and is a predicted model, not a curated record. The coding region runs from base 158 to 2431 and encodes 757 amino acids. The transcript has 12 exons. Gene Ontology annotation, biological process: negative regulation of transcription by RNA polymerase II. Gene Ontology annotation, cellular component: Sin3-type complex. NCBI's taxonomy places the organism in Eukaryota, Metazoa, Arthropoda, Insecta, Lepidoptera, Pieridae.
UUUAUAUUAGACGAUCGCGUUUGGAAAGUUCGAAAUAAAGCUACAUUGUUUUAAAGUAAACUAGCUAGUUAACUAAUUAAAUGUUAUGUGGUUUUUGGAUGAAUUUUGCAUGAAAAACAAUAUAAUGUUUAGUUAGUCUUUCAUACACUGCAACAUUAUGAGUAAUAACUUGGAUAAUGAUAGGUCUAUUACAACUGGCAAAAUGUAUCCAAUCGACUUAGCGCCACAAAAAAUAACAAUAGUUAAGAAUAUUUCAAGUGCAGAUGUUAAAAUGACUCAUAUAAUACCAAGUCAAGGUAAAACUACCGGAACCAGUCAAAUAAUAACACAUUCUAGCGCUGGGCCGAUUGGUCUGAUGCGUACAGCAACUGGCGCCCAAAUAAUUUCUUCCGGAGUCGUUUCUCAGGGUACUCAAAUUGUUAGUCAAGGAAAUCAGUUAAGUCAAAAUGCACAAAUACUCACACAGCCACAGCUCUUAACAAGCAGUCAUAUAUUAAGUCCCUGCACGCAGAUAAUAAGCCAAGGUACUCAGCUAUCAGGUCAGGUGACAAACCCAAAUAAUUCCCAAUCUUUGAAUACUAUUCAGACAAGUGUAACAUCUACAGUAAGUGGAAAUCAAAUGCUGAAUGUAGGUGCACAACUUGUUAGUGGCUCAGGAAAUUUAAUUGUGAGUUCUUCUGUACGAACUCUUGGUGGAGCUAAUGUUAGAGUGCUACCUACCAAUCAACAUCAAAACUCUAGACCAGUCCUGACGAGUGUUAAUGUAAGCUCAGCUAGUGUUCUAGUGAGUAAGGGUACCAGUCAUGUGCCAAGGGGUCUAGCUGCUGGGGCUUCCCUAGCAGUGCGUCCAGUUACAGCUUCAGCACAGGCUACUAUCAGCCAAGGUAGUGGUUGGUCAGCAAACAGUCGUGGUCGUGGUGCAUUAGUGUAUGGCUCACGGGGACUUAGCCGCGGGCUGCCCCCACGACAACCAUCACCAGCGCCUUCACCCUCACAUACACCCCCACAUUCUACUCAGACGCCACUGUCUCCACACUCUGCUAUUGUCACUUUGCCAACUACCACUGUAUUGAGUUCGAGUGGUGUUAUAUCGAGCACAAUGCGUGGUUCAAUUGGUGUAGUGAGUGGUGUGACCAGACCGAAAACACCAACUCCACCGCCUCCAGGCCCAAGGCCCUUACCACUCUUGCAGCGGAACUAUCAACCUGCAAAGGUUGUGGGUGUAGCAAAUGUAGGCGUACGAGGUGUUGGCAACAGUGCUCCGCCACAGUUGUAUUACGAAGUGCCGCGAGCUGCGCAUCCGCACCACGCAAGGCCGAUUACGCCCUACGCGCAUACGAUUACAACCCAAGCGACUGGAGUAAAUACCGUCCAAACAUCAUCAGAGGUUCGCCAAACAACAACUAUUGCCAGCACGCCCGUUCUACCCAGACCUUCCAUUUUAAGGAAACGGGAUGUUGAAGGGUCGCCAUCCAAAAACCAAUUGAAUACGAUAUCAACUAUAUCCCAAGUAGGGAACAUAGGCAACAUAACAUCAAAUAUUGCCAACCUAAGCAAUAUAGCAACACUGAGCAGUAUUAGCAGUAUCGGUAAUGUGGUUGUGGGGAAUAACUUAAGUAACUUAAAUGUUAGUGCAAUAAGUCGUGUCGGUACUUUGAACAGUCUAAGUAACUUGGGUAACAUUGACAGUGUGAAUACUAUGAACAAUAGUGCAAUGAGUAGUGUGAAUAGCCAAUAUAUAAGUAACACUGGGUGGGAGGAUGUGACGACCUCCCAGGGACCGGGAAGCGGGUCUACCACCAUGUCAGCAGCGUCGUCACCAACCCCAGAUGAACCGGAGCCACCAAGGCAAACUGAUGUCUCACCGAGGAAGAAGCCGCGGAAACAGUUAUUAACAAGUGAAGUGCGUCACUGCGACUACCCAGUUGAAGAGAAACCUCCGACGCCGCCGCCUGCCCCGGUCAUACCCAAGCGACCGUCCCUAACCUCGACGUACGUUUGCGGGUGGCGUAGUACGGCAUUGCACUUUACGCGGCCGUCCGAUGUGAAACGACGCGAGACACGCGCGAGGGAUAUCGUAGCGAUCGCAACGCAGAAGCACGUGCUUGUCUCCGCCGAGGGAUGGAAGGUGCAUCAUUUGACAGCGCAGAUGGACGAUUUGGUUUCCUUAGAAGCGGAUGUCGGCGAACAGUUAGAGGGAGUACAUCGUCUGUUAGAGACAAGUCGCGCUCACAAUGCGCUUAAACCACUCUCACACUCGUUACUUGAACUUAUAAAGGGAAACAUACAAAGGAGUAAAAUAGUCUGCGAAGGUAUUCAAGAGGCUCGCGAGGACAUUCUACGUGUAUUCAAACAUAGAAAUUUUGUCUCUGACAUUUUGACCCGACAGGCGGAUAAGCGAUGCUUCCGAAAACAUAGAUCGCAGUCAUAACAUAAAAUUAAAACAUAACUAUGAGAAACUAUUUUUGUAUUCCGGGCUCAACCCAUAGCUUAUUAGCUAUGGUAUCUCAAGUUGAAACUAAAACCUUUUUAAAUACGCAUCGUCAGUGCAUAUGUCAAAGUUUAUAAUGACCAUUGACGUUGACAGACACUUAAAGUUCCCGCCAAAUAAAUUGGCAAGAUUCGUUAUUUGCGCAGAAGUUUAUAAACUUGUGAACUACAGUAGAAAAUUCUUGCCAAGGUACCAGCUAGGAAAGAAAGAAAGGUAGAAAUAAAAUUGUCCAAUGUUUUUCAUACAUGAAAUUGCUGGCCUUAAAAUUCUUUACACAAGACGUCUAGACUCUGAACUUACCGAGUUAUAGUCGAGAUUAAUAUUGGAUUUGAUAUACGGAAAUAAAAAACAUAGCGAUAAGUCUCGACUAUAUAUUACCCUAAGUGACAUUAUAAUUAAUAUUAUUAAUAUAUAUAUAAAUGUUUCUUUAUAAAUCUGUUAUUGUAAUUUGUUGUAUAUAAUGAUUUCUAUAAAUGCGUAAAAAAUAACAGAGAUUCAUAUAAAUAUAUAAAAUUUUUGCUUGAAUUCCUAUUCUUUAUUUUGUUAUAUGACCCGACCAUCACUAUUUCUAAAACCAUAGUUUUUGACGCCAUAUCUGAUAUCUAAUAAGAAUGUCAAUGGAACAGAAUACAUUAUUCUGUUUUAAUAAAUAACUGAUCUGAAUUAUUUUGGAUUUGUAAAUAAUAGAUAAUAUAAUAGUUAUGCAAAUUUAAUCCUAAUAUACAAGUGCUUUUUUUGUUGUGUGAUGUCUUUAUUUUAUAACUAAGAAUAAAAAGGACUAUGAUGA